Molecule: messenger RNA, 807 nt
Organism: Colletotrichum chrysophilum
Lineage: Eukaryota; Fungi; Ascomycota; Sordariomycetes; Glomerellales; Glomerellaceae
Exons: 3
Coding region: 1-807 (268 amino acids)
Source: RefSeq, a predicted model, not a curated record
AUGCAUUUGGGACGCCUCUUUACGACGAUCGGCCUCGGCGCCGCACUGGUCCAAGCCACCCCGAUCCAGGACCAGAUCUCAAAGGCAACGGCUGCCACACCACGCUCCGCGUCUCCGGAUCAGCCCGCCAAGCAUUUCCACGAAGCCGACUUCUCAGAGCACUACGACCCGCGCUUCGCCUCUGCGCCGCUCAACGAGACGGCCCAGCGCGCCGCCGUCAAGGUCUUGGUCCAGACCUACCUCUCCACCGUCCGCGACCUGGGCGUGCAGACCUGGCUCUCGCACAACGCGCUGCUGGGCUGGUGGUGGAACAAGCAGGUCCUGCCCUGGGACGCCCAGCCCACGGUGCAGCUGUCCGAGAACGGCAUCCGCUUCCUGGCCGCCUACUACAACAUGACAACCUGGUACUACAAGUACCCCGGCGUCCCCGGCGGCCGCGAGUUCCAGCUCGAGGUCAACCCGAACUACGUCCACGGCGCCGUCGACGACGAGGCCACCAACACCAUCGACGCCCGCUGGAUCGACAUGGAGAACGGCCUGUUCAUCGACAUCAUGGCCGUGCGGUACGUCAAGGACCACCCCGAGGGCGAGAACGUGCUGGCGAGCAAGGACGGCCACGAGUUCAGGGAUACGUACCUGUAUCCGCUGCUCGAGACGACGUUUGAGGGCGUGAAGACGAAAAUUCCGUAUCAGUACAAAAGCAUGCUGGUAGCGGAGUACGGGGAGGAUGUUUUGAUCAACAAGGAGAUCAAGAACCACAAGUUCGUUGACAACGACAUGGAGUGGGUUCCGAAUGAAGAGCUCUAA